UUUUUUUUUGCUUAGAGUGGCUCCGUAGAAUACUGUAAGGUGUACGUAACAAUGACUUUCAUUUCGUCAGAAAUCGAAACUUAAGCCUCAUAGCUCACCGGGUAGCGUCCCAGACUCUAGAAGCAGUUCUCCGAGGAGCAUUCGGUCCAACCGCAACAUAGAAGGAAAUUGUGUCUUUUCACAUGUCUGGUCGCGGAGGCCAACGUGGGGGUAGGCCGACCCAACAUCAGGGCCCUGGCAGCAACUCAAGUCGAGGAUCGCACGGGAGAGGGGCUAGGCCGACCCAACACCAGGGCCCUGGCAGCAGCUCAAGUCGAGGAUCGCACGGGGAAGGGGCUAGGCCGACCCAACACCAGGGCCCUGGCAGCAGCUCAAGUCGAGGAUCGCACGGGGAAGAUGAACACUGGCGAACGGGUGCCCCUCGUGGCAGCUCUCAGAACAGGCGGGGAGGUGUCAGGUCGCAGUCCCAUGCCAGAGAGGCAGAGGCGGUCGGGAGAUCACCAUGGAGACGGGAACACAGUAUGGGAAGGGCUGUAUUUCAGCACUGUCCACCUCUCUCACUGGAUUUAACAGACCCUUAUAAUCUAGCAGGAGGUCUUGUGCAAAGCCAGGAGAGAGGAAGGCCUGUAAGAGCAGGGGAUCAGUUUGCCCACAAGGACGGCAGAAGGGGUGGUCGCAACAAAUCUCAGGCACGGACUGGAAACCUUUCUGUCCAUCCCAUGAGGAAUCCAUCUGGAGUCCCGGCGACAAGUGUGCCCAAUACCCCAAGAAAUUUCAGGCCUCCGAAUGACACUAAAAGUCACAAUGCUACAAAGAAUGAGCACAGCGCACCCAGGGACUGGCUUGGUCCAUCACACAGGGCAGCAAGCCAGCCGAACCUGUCUGACCUUGGGAACCACUCCCAGGGCCGUGAACGUAGGGACAGGAGGGGUGAGACAGCCCAGGACCCCGCUCACAAACCCAGACAGAGGCUAGACUUCCGCUCCCUGGAAAAUAUCCUGCAGAUGGAGCCUUCAGAAGUAGUGAUGAAGCUGGCUGCUCCAGGGAGUGGCCUGAGGGAGUUUCUGGACAGGAAGGACACCACAGACCAGCUGACCCAUAUUACUCUGGAUGUCCUCAGCAAGGCCUGCAGCUGCCGGACCAACAGGCAUAACUUGCAGCACCUCCUCUCUGAGGUUAAGGAUUCCCAGUUCCUGAAGACCACCAUCCCCAUGUUUUUGAUGACACUAGGUGCAACCUUAGGCAUGAAUGACCAGGACACCAGGGAGCAGAUUAUAGCAAGAGUCAAGAAGAUUAUCGACCUGCACAUCACCCUAACGAGUGUGUUCCCCUCCAGUACCGUCAUUGACGUGUCCAUGGCCGUUGUCCUCCUGGAGAAGGAGCUCACCAACUUGCAGCAAUUGGGGGUCACCAUUGGAGAGGAUGUCAGUGAGAGCCUGGGGAAGCUCCAGAACAUGGCAGCCCACCUGCAGGAAAAGAAGCGAGAUGGCACCCUUCGGUCAGACAACUACUCCUUUCUGCUGGGGAGGCAGGGCGAGGAGGGCGUGGAGGACUUCAGGCUCAUGUCCGUCUUCCCCACGUACGAGGACAUGCACGCCACAGAGCUGCCGUUCCUGAGGCCCAACAUCGUGGGUGAGAAGUUUCAAGAUGGUGAAACUUACCUGGACACACACUUCCGCCUGCUUCGUGAGGACUUUAUCAAACCACUCAGGGAUGGGAUCUCCCAGUUGCUCCACGUUGAGGGGAAGGACCUUCGCCAGCUACGUUUUGAUGAUAUUCGCAUCUACUCCAACGCACGCAUUCUGGCCCCAGUAUGUACACCUAAAGGAAUCCUUUACCGAGUUAAAUUUGAUGGAAAGAACUUGAAAAAUAUCAACUGGGAGAGCUCCAAGCGGCUGCUGUUUGGAGCGCUGGUGUGCUUGUCUACAGACUACUUCAGGACAAUGAUUUUUGCCACCGUGGCCAACCGGGAUGUGAAAGAACUCCAGAAGGGUGUCACUACUGUCUUUUUCACUGAAGAAAACAGGAGGAAGCUGGCAGACGUGUCUCCAAGUGAUGUGUUCCUCAUGGUGGAGAACAUGGCCUUUUUUGAAGCUUACCGCCAUGUCCUGGAGGGCCUGCAGGAGAUGUCCGUGGAGGACCUGCCCAUGCAGAGGUACAUCGUCAGCUGUGAGGAAGAUAUCUCUCCCCCCAGGUACCUUCUCGCCCAUCAGCACAGUUACCGUCUCCAGGCCCUGAUGAACAAUAAUCGGCUGGAAAGACAGCCAUUGGACUUCCUGUCAGACACAACAAAAAAGCAAACCGUGAGGGAUAUCCUGAACUUCAGUGACUGGCCCAGUAAAGAACAGCUUGGACUGGACGACUCGCAGAUGAAGGCCGUGCAGCUGGCCCUCACCAAGGAGCUCACCAUCAUUCAAGGCCCACCGGGAACAGGAAAGACUUUUGUUGGUCUGAAAAUUGUGAAGGCUCUUCUGGACAAUGCCAAUGUGUGGCGUUCAGCAGCCGGUUCUCCUAUUCUGGUUGUCUGUUACACAAACCAUGCACUGGAUCAGUUCCUGGAAGGCAUUCUCAAGUUCAUGAGUAAAUCCUCGGUGUUGGUGCGAGUGGGAGGGAGAAGCUCAAAUGAAGCCCUACAGGAGCUCUCUCUGGCUAAACUGAGGAGACAAACCAACUUCAUGCAGAAGCUGCCGGGGUACAUGAGAGCCAUGCAUGCCCAGCUCAAGGAAGAAAGAGGGGAUUUGGAGAGCAGAAUUGAAAGCUUGGCGGCCUUGUUGGAAAGCUCAGCUAAGGGAGUUCUACACGAGAGUGUGCUCAAAGAAUACAUUUUCACUCUCCAUGGUGUGAUGCUUGAAGAAGGACAGCUUGGCGGAGGAGGUGUGUCCUGCAGAAAAAAGGCCCAGUCCCUGAUGCUGGAUUGGCUGGGGAUUUCCAUGUUGAGUCACAGCUCCAGGAAAAUGGGUGAUACUGCUGAAGGUCGUGAUGAACAGGUUGGCUGGGAGGAGGGCAGCUGCACAAACUCAGUGGAUGACCUAGUGAGAGUGAAAGAAUUCCUCUCGGUGCUUGAGCCUUUGGACAAUGAAGACGCCAUGAGCGACGUGACCAGCGUAGCCACAGAGGGAGAUGGAGACGUGGCUGACCUGCUCCAAGUGACAGAGGAGGCGGAGCUGGUGCAGGCAGAGAGAAUUAUGGAGGGGGACGACAUGCAGCAGUACAUCCACAGCGCCCUCGACAGAAUGGCGGCCGCACAGAGGGAGGUCCUUGCUUACGUGCCAAAGGAAGAUGAUAAGGAGGAGGAGGAGGAUGAGAAAGGAAAAGAGGAUGCCGAUGAGGGGUGGGAGAUAACCCGAGAAAUGAAGAAGAAGCUGAAAAACGUGGUGAAGCAGGAACUUAAGAAAAAAGACCACAUGCUUGAGGAGGAAGCAGAGCAGAUCACGGAUCUCUGGGCCCUGCCCUACAAGCAACGCUGGCAUCUCUACAGACUCUGGCUGGCGAUCUAUCGCAGAGAAAUAAGGACCAGGAUUAUCUCUUAUGAGAAUGACUACCAGAGAAUUGUGGACCGGACGGACGAGCUGAGACAGCAGGAGGAUGAGACUGUUCUCAGGAGCGCCAGUGUCAUCGGAAUGACUACCACAUGCGCAGCUCGAUGCAGGGGGGUUCUGCAGGGCAUCCAGCCCAGGAUAGUUGUGGUGGAGGAGGCAGCUGAGGUUCUGGAGGCCCACAUCAUCGCCAUGCUUACCUCUGCCUGCCAGCACCUCAUACUGAUUGGAGACCACCAGCAGCUCCGCCCCAGCACGACAGUGUAUGAGCUCGCCAGGAACUUUAACUUGGAGGUGUCCUUGUUUGAGCGACUCAUUCGUAUGGAUGUCCCUUACGUCAGACUAGACUACCAGCACCGAAUGCGCCCUGAGAUUGCACAGCUGUUGACACCACACAUCUACGACAAACUGGAAAACCACUCCUCUGUCCAUCUGUAUGAAAAUAUUAAGGGGGUAGCAACAAACAUCUUCUUUGUGGAUCAUGACCAUCUGGAAGAGCACAUCAAGGAAGGCCGUAGCCAUCAGAACCUGCACGAGGCCACCUUUGUGAAAGCUCUGUGUUACUACCUGAUGUUGCAGGGCUAUAAGCCCUCCCAGAUCACUGUCCUCACCACUUACAGUGGCCAGCAGUUCUGCCUGAAGAAUAUCAUGCCCAAGAGCACAUUUCAGGGUGUCAACCUCUGUGUGGUGGACCGCUACCAGGGUGAGGAAAAUGACAUUGUGAUACUCUCCUUAGUCAGGAGCAACAAGGAGGGAAAAGUGGGCUUCCUGAAAAUCCCCAACCGUGUGUGCGUGGCUCUGUCGAGAGCCAAGAAGGGCCUGUUCUGCAUCGGUAACAUGACCAUGCUCUCCUCAGUCCCAUUGUGGAGCAAAAUCAUCGACGUGCUGAGCCGCAACAGGCAAGUGGGCAAGGCCCUGAUGCUGCGGUGCGAGAAUCAUCCCGCCACCAUCACAGCGGUGUCCAAGCCGGAGGACUUCCUCAAGGUGCCAUUCGGGGGCUGCAAUGUGCCCUGCGAGUACCGGCUGGACUGCGGCCAUGUCUGCACCAAACUGUGCCACCCUACCGACACAGACCACAAACUGUUCAAAUGCACACAGCCAUGCACCAAGACCCUGUGCCAGGAUGGGCACAGGUGCCCCAAGACGUGCUCCAAAGAGUGCGGCGAGUGCCAGGUGAUUGUCACCAAGACGGUGCCUAAGUGUGGCCACGAGCAGGAGGUCCCCUGCUCUCAAUCGCUGGACGGUUUCAUUUGCCAGGUCCCCUGCAACAAGACACUGCAGUGUGGUCACCUGUGUGUCCGAGGCUGCGGGGAGUCCUGCACGCUCAACUGUCCCCAAAAAGUGAAGGUCCCUCUCGGCUGCGGCCACCAACGGAACAUGCAGUGUCACGUGAAGCAGGAGGCCGAUAAUAAACAGGAGCCGAUUAAGUGCUGGAAGAAAUGCAAUGCCGAGCUGGAUUGUGGCCACAUCUGCUCAGGCAGCUGCUUUCAGUGUGCGGGGGGAAGCGCACAUCUUCCAUGCGCCUCUCCUUGCAACGCUCAGCUGAUCUGCUUCCACCAGUGCCACAAGGGAUGCAACCAGGGAUGCGCACCCUGCACUAAGCGAUGUGAAACCCAAUGCUACCACAGAAAAUGCCCAAAGCUGUGCUCAGAGGCCUGUCCGCCCUGCACUGCCCUCUGUGGCUGGCAUUGCAAGCACCACCAAUGCACUCGCUUGUGCCACGAGCCCUGCGACAGACCUCCGUGCGAGGUCGCCUGCUACAAGAAGCUGAAAUGCGAGCAUUCCUGCAUCGGUAUGUGCGGGGAGCCAUGCCCACAGAAGUGCCGCGUCUGCAAUGCUGAGGAGGUUUCAGAGCUGUUCUUCGGCAAAGAGGGCGAUCCCAAGGCCCGCUUUGUGCAGCUGACCGACUGCAAUCACAUCUUCGAGGUGACGGGGUUUGACUCCUGGAUGGCAUCGCCGGAGGAAAACGGGGCCAUCAGACCAAAGUCCUGUCCCAAGUGCCGCACCCCCGUCCGAAGGAGCGUGCGCUACAAUGCUUUCAUUAAAAGCACGCAGCUGGAUGUGGAGGUGAUGAAGAGGAAGGCUGCUGUGAUGCUGGCAGAGCACAUUCAAAGUGUCAUAAAGGAGAAAGAGAAGAUGGGGAUAAAAUCUCCCGAAAUCCCACCUCUGCUUUCCAAGUUGACAGACGCCGACUUGGGAAGAGUUGCGUUAAUCAGUCAGCAGAUUGAACUCCUCUCACAGCUGGCAGAAAUAAAACACAGUGCACGUCUGAAUGUUCCAAUGCACCAUUUGCUGCUGAUAAAUGACAUGGCGCACCUUUGUAUGACGAAGGUUGCCACAGCAGGACCCAGACAGGUGUCUGAGUGUGAGACAGAAGUAAAACGGAUCUUGUGUCUGGCUGAAGCUCAUGCAUUAGUAGGCGUCUAUGCCAAAGCUCAAUAUCCUGUACUGCCUGCCCAGGGAGUCACACCAGAGCAUCCAGGCCUAAAGGAUGUAAUUGGCAAGCUGAUGGGCAACGAGCCCCAGCUGAGCAAACGUGAUUUGUUAAAUGUGCAAGCAGCUCUGGAUGGUUUUGCUAAGGGGAUGAACCCACCCACAAGAUGGAAGAUGCUGGAGGACACAGAGGCUGUCUCAACUGUCCUCAGUUGCAGCUUUUUGAAACUUGCCCAUUGGUUCAAGUGUAGCAGUGGGCAUGUAUACUACAGAGCAAGCGCUGACACUGGAGGCCAGAGUGAGUUGUGCCCGGAGUGUCUGAUGACAGAGUGAGCGAGCUCACUACAUUGCGUUCUAUUUAUGGGGGACUAAACAUGUUAAAGUGAUAUACAUAAUUAUAUCAGUAUGGAAUUAUAUCCACAAAUGUUUAAGUAAAUGCAUCAUUUUAUUUCAAAUUAAUGAAUUAAUUCCCACUUCAUGAUUUGUCCUUUUCACAAUAACAUGAUCAUGUUUCAUUUCAUAGUAACAUGUGUGACUUUUUUCAUUCCAUAGUGACACUUUUCUUGAAUGGCUUAUUUAAAAAUAAAACACAUAAUAAAUGUAAUGUAUGUAAAAUGUAUAUCUGCUGUCAGUGUUCCAGGAGACAGCCAUGAAAACAGUUCAUCAGCCCUAGUAGUGUGACAAUUGAGUAUUGUAAAUCUGUUCUGUAAUUGUUUCUUAACUUGCCUUAUUGCUCAAGAAAUGAUUGCUUGUUGCUGGCUCCAAUCUAUGAACAAUAUUCACGUAUAAAAUAAAAACGUUACGAAAAUGUUUUGCGACAAUGCUAUGGUUUUGCUUUAGCCUGUCAUAGGCUACAGUGUGACAUUAAGACAUGGACAAUGUAUCUGUAAAUAAAUAAAUACACACCUACCAAAUA
This is a messenger RNA of Anguilla rostrata (American eel), 6885 nucleotides long. Its product is annotated as NFX1-type zinc finger-containing protein 1-like. Gene Ontology annotation, molecular function: helicase activity. The transcript is spliced from 20 exons. Bases 183 to 6302 code for a protein of 2039 amino acids. Gene Ontology annotation, cellular component: nuclear RNA-directed RNA polymerase complex. The record is from RefSeq and is a predicted model, not a curated record. Gene Ontology annotation, biological process: regulatory ncRNA-mediated heterochromatin formation. NCBI's taxonomy places the organism in Eukaryota, Metazoa, Chordata, Actinopteri, Anguilliformes, Anguillidae.